AUGAGCACAGGGGUCGUCGCAAACGGGGAGGCUGAGAAAGCCCGUCCCACACCCACAGACCAAACCGAUGUAGCGACAACUGAGCCGGCAUAUGCGGAUCAGUCGACGCGAUCACUUCCGGCCUCUAAGAUCGUGAUUGUGUUCCUGGCCUGCGCAAGCGUCGACUUCGUCGCGCUCAUCGACCAGACCUCCCUCGCGGCAUCGCUCUCCCUCGUCUCGUCCUCGCUCCAAGCCGGCACUCAGGCAUCCUGGAUCGCAGGCGGGUACUUCAUCACGUCCACCUCGUUCCAACUACUCUACGGCCGCCUCUCCGAUGUCUGGUCCCGGAAAUAUGUGCUCCUCGCGCUCCAGCUCGUUUUCUUCCUGGGCUCGCUGGCCUCCUCGCUCUCGCGGACUGCGAUCCAGCUCAUCGUGUUUCGUGCAAUUGCUGGGGUUGGAGGUGGGGGUUUGAUGACCGUUGCGCAAGUCAUUGUCUCGGACGUCGUGUCUCUCCGGCAGAGGGGGAAAUACCAGGGCAUCUUCGGAGCUGCUGUUGCUCUGGCCAACGGAGUCGGCCCGCUGAUCGGAGGUGCACUUGCGACUACAUCAAGUGAAGGCUGGCGAUGGAUAUUCCGGCUCAACCUGCCGCUCACAGCGCUAUGUGCGCUUGCCGUGGUGUUCGCAAUGCCGCUCAAAAAAGUCACCGGAAGCUGGAAAGACAAGAUCACCAAGGUCGACUUCUUCGGGUGCUUCCUGACCCUUUGCGGGUCCGUCCUCUUCAUGCUUGGCCUCACAUGGGCCGGAGAUGACCACCCCUGGAGCUCGGUCGCUGUGAUACUGCCGAUCGUGCUGGGAUUUUGCACCUCCGCCGCAUUCCUGGCAUGGCAGCAGUACGGGACGAAAUACCCGUUGGUGCCGCUGCACAUUUUCAGGCAGAAGAUGGUCAACGGCGCUUGCAUCACCAUGUUCAUUAAUGGCUGGAACUUCGUCGCCCAGGUGUAUUACAUCCCCACGUUCUACCAGCUGGCGUAUGGCUACUCAACAGUCCGUUCUGCGUCGCUUUUGCUUCCUCUGACCCUGAUGCAAACACUGUCGUCCACCGUCUCCGGUCUCAUAGUCACCUGGCGGGGACGCUAUAGGGAGAGCAUACUGGUCGGGUGGGCGGUCUGGGCCAUCGGCUUGGGUCUGUUCAGCACACUCGAUCAGAACAGUGGGCUUGGCGAACAAAUCGGCUAUGCUAUCCUCACGGGUUUCGGUGUCGGCCAGACUCUGCAGCCUAGUCUGAUAGCUAUUCAGGCUGGGGUUGACAAGCAGAACAUGGCUGUAGUGACAGGGACCCGGAACUUUGUGCGGAACCUUGGCAGCACCAUUGGGCUGGCGGUGACAGGAACCAUCAUCAACAAUGUAGUCAGGUCCGGGCUGGCCUCCGCGGGGCUGGGAAUCUCCGAGGACCAGAUCAGAUCUUUGCUGAGAGAUCCGACAUCUGCAGCUGGUCUUGGUCUGGGAGACGAUGUAAGCCAGGCCAUUCUCGCGGCAUACCACGUCGGCUUCCAGCGAGUGUUCUAUACCAUGGCGGCGCUUGCUGCACUGUCAGGGGUAAUGGCUUUCAUUCUGAUGCCACAAAUCGACUUGGACAAGAAGGAAGAGCAGGAUCAAAAAGCAUGA
Messenger RNA from Diaporthe citri, 1644 nucleotides. RefSeq lists its product as uncharacterized. Gene Ontology annotation, molecular function: transmembrane transporter activity. The coding region runs from base 1 to 1644 and encodes 547 amino acids. Gene Ontology annotation, biological process: transmembrane transport. The record is from RefSeq and is a predicted model, not a curated record. Lineage: Eukaryota; Fungi; Ascomycota; Sordariomycetes; Diaporthales; Diaporthaceae. The transcript is spliced from 2 exons.